Molecule: messenger RNA, 405 nt
Organism: Condylura cristata (star-nosed mole)
Lineage: Eukaryota; Metazoa; Chordata; Mammalia; Eulipotyphla; Talpidae
Gene: IL13
Product: interleukin 13
Exons: 4
Coding region: 1-405 (134 amino acids)
Biological process (GO): immune response
Cellular component (GO): extracellular region
Molecular function (GO): cytokine receptor binding
Source: RefSeq, a predicted model, not a curated record
AUGGCGCUCGGGUUGACUGUGGUCAUUGCUCUCACCUGCCUUGGUGACCUCACCUCCCCAGCCUCUGUGCCUUCCUCCAAGACUACCAAGAAUGAUCACCUGAAGGAACUCAUUAGGGAGCUCAACAACAUCACCCAAAAACAGGUAACCCUCUGCAAUGGCAGCAUGGUGUGGAGCGUCAACCUGACAGAGGAUCACUUCUGCGCAGCCCUGGAAUCCCUGAAGAAUGUCUCCAACUGCAGUGCCAUCCGAAAGACCCAGAGGAUGCUGCACACAUUCUGCCCUGACCCUGAAGACAGUCGUGGCGCCAGUGCGCUUGUCCGAGACACCAAAAUUGAAGUGAUUCAGUUUUUAAAGGACCUGCUUAAGCAUUUACAGAAAAUUUUCCGGUAUGAUCGAAAUUAG